This is a messenger RNA of Paramecium pentaurelia, 1330 nucleotides long. NCBI's taxonomy places the organism in Eukaryota, Ciliophora, Oligohymenophorea, Peniculida, Parameciidae. The record is from the annotation of a GenBank genome assembly.
AUGCAUUAAUAAUCUGUUCCAAUUUCAAGAUUAUAAAAAGAAUAUCGAUUGAAACCACUUGAAUUUUCAUCUCCUCAAAAAGAAAGAAUUGUUUCCAGAUAUCCUGAAAGUACUGAUUAUAACAGCAAUAAUAAUGGUAAAUAUUAGACUAAUCUAUCAUUGCCUACAUUACCUCCUUUAAAAAAAAAGAGCAAAAUAGAGUAGACAGUUUCAAUUUAUAAGGGUAAGGCUGCUCGUUUGCCGUCUAUAUAAUUUACUGGAAGCUAAUAAUAAUUAUAAAGAAAAAAGUAAAUUUCAGAAAUUGAUGGAAUGCGGAAAUCUAUAACGCCAGAGAAAAGAUUGGGAAUGAGAAAUUCUAUGAUAUUUGCCAUGAAAACUAAGGCUGGUUGUUAACCAAAUAAAGCUACAAAAAUUAAUUAAGAUGCUGCAAUUGUUUGUCCAAAAAAUGUAGAAAGGUAAAAUUCAAUAUAUAAAAUAUUAGUAUUGGGUUUAAAUUGUUUGGAGUUUGUGAUGGACAUGGAUUGAAUGGUCAUAUAGUUUCAAAUUAAAUUAAAUAGCAAUUGCCUAAACAUUUGAGUAGAUUGUUGAAGGAUGGAGAGAAUAUAGAGAAUUAGAUUCAAAAGGCAUUUACAAUUACUAAUAGGGAAUUGUGGAACUCUGAAAUUGAUACUAAUCUUUCAGGUUCAACUACAAUAUCAUUAUUAAUAAAUAAGGAUCAUGUAAUUAAGAAAUAAUAAUAAAGAUUUACUCAGCAAAUGUAGGAGACUCAAGAGCCAUAAUGUGUAGAUUUGAUAAUGGAUGGAAGGUAGUUCCUUUAAGUAGAGAUCAUAAACCUGAUGAUCCAGAAGAGAAAUAAAAAAUUUUGGAGGCAGGAGGAAGAGUAGAAUAAUAAAAAGGUUUAGUAAUAAUUAAAAUAAUUAGAUUUGCAAGGAAAUCCAAUAGGGCCAUUUCGAGUUUGGCUUUCUUAUAUAUAAGCUCCAGGAUUGGCAAUGACUAGGUCACUUGGAGAUAAAGUAGGGGCUUAGGCAGGAGUAACUGCAGAACCAGAAAUUAAAUAAUAUACUAUAACUGAAUAGGAUCAUUUUAUAGUAGUGGCAUCAGAUGGAGUAUGGGAAUAUUUAAGCAAUGAAGAAGUACAUUUAAUUUCAUUUAGGUAAUAGGUAAUGAAUAUAGUUGUUCCUUAUUUGGAAAAAGACAAUCCAGAUUAAGCAGCUGAUAAUAUAAUAAUAGAAGCUACUCAAGCAUGGAGAAGAGUAAAUUAGAUAUUAAAUUCUAGAAUAGUUUGGCUAGAGACGAUAUUACUUGUAUAGUUAUAUUCUUAUAAAAGUGA